Messenger RNA from Dermacentor andersoni, 7714 nucleotides. RefSeq lists its product as uncharacterized. NCBI's taxonomy places the organism in Eukaryota, Metazoa, Arthropoda, Arachnida, Ixodida, Ixodidae. The record is from RefSeq and is a predicted model, not a curated record.
AUACCUCCUCUCCGGUCGCCUCCUCCAUCGCGAUUUCACGGCGCCGGCAGUUUCGCUUUCGGCCCCAAAGACAAACUUCGCAACGCCGGCUGACCGCGUGGACCGACGGCUGCCGCGGCUGUGUGUGUGUGUCGUCUGCUUCUCGCCUCUCGUGAUCUUGUCGUCUGCUACACGCCGGUGCCUACCGCUGUCACUGCCGCUACUGCUUCUGCUGCGGCUUUUGUUGCAGCCUUGUUUUUUUCUCGUGUCGUGAAGAAUUAAGUGGUCACUCUCCGCGGCGCCCGUUUCGCAACCCUUUAGAGGCCCCCACCGACCUUUCCUGUCUCGCCAGCACGCGUUGUGUCCCCGUCACUUGCCGGCACUGCCCGCGUUCUUUCUGAGCACUGUUUCAAAGGUGUCCUACACGGUCAACCUGCCGUGAGUGUUUGUUACGCUGUUGCAACUCGAGUGGGGACUUGCGACGUGCUGUUUUGGUGUCGUCGACGGCUCGUUGGCUGGCUUUUCUAGCUAGCUAGUCUGUCUUGUGAGAGCGGACUUUUGGAGUGAAGACUGUUCGUCUUUUGGUGUGAGCCGCCUGUCUACCUGCUUGCGGGUCUUCUGUCUUCGCUUCAGUGCAACGUUUUCUUCUCAGCAGUCUGACAGCGGGGCCGAAAUUUGGAUAUGACGCACAUCGAUUGCUGUUUCUGAUCGUUGUGGAAGAAGUCUACAUGGAGUCGUACGAGGUGGGCGGUGGUGCGGCCAACGGGCUGCCGGCGGCGGGCCUGGUGCCCGGCGUGGUGCCGUCCGGUCCUGUCCUGGACCACAGCGCCCAGAAGGACAGACGUCUGCUGGCGCAGCAAGGGUCACUGGGCAAGCGCCGCAAGCCGUCCAGGGGAAGUCUUCACGCGUUCCUAUCGGCCCUGCACCGCUGGGCGCCCGGCGACAGCGGCGAGGCUACGUCGGAAGCAGCGACCGCAGUAACCGCCGCCGACGAGGGGGUGCCUGCACCAUUGCCCUCUGCACGCGGCGCACCGUCCGGAAGGCCGUCGGCUCGCAGUAGCCCGCCUCCCUUGACCACAGAUAUAGAUAACGUCAACGAAGCAGAUACCAAACCGAAGCCUUAUCGAACGAACCAGCAACCAACCGAGAUCAACAACAACAAAAACAUCACCAACAAUAACAGCGUCCAAGGCGAGACCAACAAGUCCGGCGUCCGGUUCAUCGCGGACUCGGAGCGCCCGGCGUCCGCCGGGGCUCACUUGGAGGCGUCCAAGAAGUCCGAGGUGGUCCGCCCAGGCGUCGGCGGGACCAUCUUGGGACACCGGCGGCAGUCCAGUCUCGACUCGGGCUGUAGUCUUGACAUGUCCUCGUCCUCGUCGUCUUCAGGCAAGGGUUCACCAGACCCCGUAGCGCCGACGCUCACGCCGCCGCCAGAGUUCGCCGACACGCCCAUUAUGGAGAGGAGGCGUCGAUCAAGACGGAGGCACACCUCCGGUGCCUCGGCCACGGGCGCUGCUCCCGGAACCACAACAGGGUCGCCGGGCGUCGGAACGUACAGCGCCGCACCCAAGGUACCGGACUCCAUUCCGCGCAUACCGCGCUCCAAGGAGACCAGCGCGAGCACCGUACCGCAACCGUCCUCACCGGAGAUCCACAUCAAUUUCCGGAUCCUGCCCAGGGCGAAGGCUCGCGGCGCCACCAACGCCUCGGGCCCGUCGUCAGUGUUUCGGUCCGAAAGCUGCCGUCCUUUUAGCCAAGGUGCUGACGGCGGCGCCUCCCCGCCGGCUUUCAAGUGCAUGUCCUGGGACCGGCACCUGCUGUCCUCGCCGUCGGACCGCUACCUAGACGACUCCGAGAGGCGCUGCCGGUCGCUCUCUCGUCCCGGUCGACUUCCGUUCUCCAUUAACGGGGAGACCAGCAAGAAGGAUCCUGAGUGGCUCGAGAUAGCGCGACGCCGCCAGGCCACGGGAGUCGACUGGGAUAACCUCGAGACUCACAUGAAGCAGCCGCAGAGCAUCUCGUGCAGCAACUUGUCCGAGAGCCACAUGCGAGGCAAGGUGUCCACCCUGGCAUCUGCGGACCGGGCCGGUCUGCGCCUGGUACGAUCGGCCAGUGCCCUCUACCCACGCAUCAAGAUGUCGCGCUACGAGCGGCGCAUGCGAAAGGAAAAUCCGAAUCCAUCUCCCGAGCGACGUCGCUCCUCGGACGAGUUCGUGCUGGUGUCUUCGUCGUCCUCGUCGUCGGACGCCGCGUCGGCGGGCGCCAGUUCCACCGAGGACGAGAAGCCGAGCUUCCUCAACGUCCAGCUUCGUCACGUGGAGAAGGCCCCGCCGCUCAACGUGGUUUUCCAGACGCGCGGAGGCGGCGGGGUCGGCGGCGUUGCCGCGGAGCCUGCGCCCGCCCCCCGCUCCGCAUCGCCCACGCUCACGUGGAAGAGCCACCGCGAGGACAACGUGGCCGCCACCACGCCGUCGCCCACAAGGCUGGACAGACACACCGCCGCGUCGGCCAGGUCUGAAAGAGCGGCCACCGCGGGCGCCGGCCGGACCAGAACCGUGUCGGAAUCGCUGGGUGUAGCCGAGUACCUGACGCCGAAGCGCGUCGAGCUCAUCGAAGCUCCGGCGCCGGCCGCCAAGAAGGACGCCGGGGGCCAUGCACGUGGGAGCCCUACCCGGACCGCUCUGUCCGAUCACAUUCCGCGAGGUGGCGUCAGGGGCGGUCCCCCGCUGCGACGGAGUUCGAGCGUCCAGAUGCGCAGCCGCGAUGCCAUGUCGGCGGGCCGGGCCUCACCCUGGGACACGACGGAUUCGGCCGUCACGCCGUCGUGGAUCCUCGAGGCGGAGCGAAAGAAGAAGAGCGGCAUAGACUGGGCUCGCCUAGACAAGUCUCUGUCCCAGUCCGGUGGCAAGCGGGCGACAAACCUGUCCAGCGAAUGUCUUCACCAGCCGACUUCGGCCACCGAAGUAGUGCCUGACUGGCUGAAGGAGAUUCGAAGGAAGAAACAGGAGGACGCCUCCAUCAGGCUCUCGAGAAGUUCAGGCUCUAGUCCGAGAGAACCCGACUUCAUCUCUCUUAGCCCGGACCAGUUCGCCGUCGACAGCCUCGAGGCAGACGCUCAGCAAGGUCCGCUUAACCACCACCACCACCACGACGACAACGACGGGGAUUACGACGACUGCGAGCCCUUCGCCCCACAAGAUUGCGUGCGCGGUGCCCUGGGCGGCAAUUCGUCUCCCGAAGAUGACCUUCCGUGUGCGGUGUUGCUGGAAAGCCUCAGCGGCGGCGGCGGCGGUGGGCCGCGGGCGCCGAGCAGCCGCCGGGACGACUCGGUCGGCUGGCCCGAGAACCUCAGCGCGUUGCUGGACGAAAUCUUCAGCGAGGCCGAGGAGUCGUGCACCACUCCGUUCCCGGCACUGCUGCCCUCUUGUGAACCGGCGGUCGCAGUGGAGGCGCAGCAGCAGCAGCAGCAGGAGGACGAGAGAGGCGACGCCGAGAUCUACGUCAACGUACCCCUCAGGGUUGCCCGGCCAGUCGAAGACCAAGACGCGGAAGAAGUUGCUCGCGAUGAAGGCGCGUCGAAGUCGCCCGUCGAAGUCGCCGAGUGCUCCAAGACCACAGACUUGCAGACAGUUGCAGACGACGUGAGCCAAGCCGUCGCCACCACUGCCGCGACCGCUGCCACCGCUACGAGUAGCUCGGUUGCCGCCGCUGUCGCGGCCGUUCACGCCGUCAGCAUGCACUCGCCCAAGCAGGCGCUCAUGGAGGAGCUCAAGCAUGUGCUUCAGAAGCGCUACACCAUGGAGGUCCUCAGAGAGGAUAUUCUGAACGAAGCUAACGUUAUCGACAGUGCCACGCCGCGUCCUCAGACCAGGAGCCCAACAAAAGCCUCCAGGAAAACGCCACCGACCGCUGCUCAGAGAUCAACCGAACAGCAACCGUCCAGCACGGCGAUCAGCGGCGCUUCUUCCAUUCCGCCGCCGCCUCCUAUGCCUCCGAGCGACUUCUGGUCGAAGCCCAAAGAAGUGUGGUUCCAGCAGGAGCUGCAGAAGCCUGGAGACGGCCGCCUAGUCGCUCCCGUCUGCCAGCGGGACAGCGAGACGCAGACACACACUGUGGAUUACGGUGUCCAGGUGGCGUCACCCGUACAAGCGUUCAGCCCUGGCUCCAUGCUGCACGCGAUGGCUCCCUUCGCGACCUACACGCGGCCUUUCGUUGCUCCCGGAGGCAACCAGGUGCUUCUCCUCGACGACCGCGGGGUCCAGCUUCAGUCCGGACCGCUGUACGCGAUGCCCAUAUACGCAGGAACGACGCCUACCUCGACUUCCGAUCGCUCAGUACCACUGCCGCCAACGCCGGCGGCGGCUGCGGCGACCGGAGUGUUCCCAGCGACUCCAACCAUAUUCGUGGCCCGGGACGACGACCGCGUCAUCAAGAGGGUUGCCAUGGAGUCCAAGUCGACCUCCACCGACGCCUACUUCGCACCCACCCCGAGCCCAGCAUCCGCGGCUUCUGGAACGACGGGUGGUGGCGACACCAAGAGCCUUCUCGACGAGGUCGAGAAAAAGCUGGAGGAGGACAGGAAGCCUCCGGACGAAAUCCAUCCUCGAGCGAUGACGCCUGCCUCAGGGGGUGUGUCCAAGAUCACUACGGUCGAGACGAUGACCAUCAUGGAGACGUUGCAGUCUACGACGGUGUCAAGGCGCUCCAUCGAUGAGACGUCUCUGAAGUCGGUGUGCGCUCGUUCCGAGAAAGAGGAUGUCCUGUCAGGCCUGUCCGAGUCUCCGAUACCUUUCGCCGACGACGACGACGCGAUGGAGGAGCUCGGAUUCUCGUCUCGGGUCGAGUCGAGGUCCGCUUCCCGAGCCGAAGAAAAGGCUGAAGCGGUGAGCGACGAAAAGGUCACCAUGUACUCGUCGAGUAGGAAGCCUUCGGUGCCUCAGACAGAACCAAAGGAACCGUCCCAGUUGCGCGACGUCAGAUCGCCGCCAUUUUCGAAGCAGGUUAACGGUGAACAAACAACACCAAAGGCGGCUUCCCCGCCUCAAGUUUCAUCGCCGCCUCGAGUUUCAUCUCCGCCACGAGCUUUCACCCCACCUCGGGCUGCGACUCCUCCACAUUCGUCGACGAAGCGUCCCAUGCUGAACGGCCAUCGCAGUCCACCUCGCAGUCCACCUCUCGAGACGUCCUUCGAUGUCGUAGACAGAGGUUUCCACACCGAGCCCCUUAAGAAGAGGACCCCGAACGGAGUUACCGUCUUGUCCGGCUCCAAGGGGGAGUCCGUCACUUCAAAGUUCCAGAGGCCGUCCUGCAUCAGUCCUGCUAGCUCUACAGUCACAACAGGUCCCGACGGAACGCUCAGGGGAGCCCACGCAAGAGCCGCGGCACAAACCUUGGCCGCUGCCACGAAAGAAUACUGCAACGGCGACGUCCGCAGACCCCUGGGGCCGUUCAAGGCGACCAAGUCCAUGAGCGACUCCAACCUGGGUGCCAGGACGAGACCCACGAAGAAGCCCACGGCGUCGCAGGCCACGCAGACUCCCAACGGGGUGAUUCCGACUUUCGAGAGGCGCGGCGAGAGUGGCUUCGGAGGCCGAGCCAUGGGCGUGCAGACGGAGGACCGGAUCGAGUCGUUCCUCAGGGACACGCUUCGCAGCUCGACCAAGGAGGUGGAGUUCGUCACCAAGGUCGACAGCAGCCAGCCGUCCAAGACGUUGAGGAAGAAGGUCACCACCAAGAUCCUUCGCGGCACAAGCGGCAAGGCCGGAGGUGUGCGAGAGAUCAUCGAGGAGAUCUACGAUCAGUCGUCAUCGGUGGUGGUUCGUCCCAGCACGGCCAUCAAGAACGUGACGCGUAGCGUGCAGCAGACCAGCGAUGGGCAGAAGUACCUGACCACGGUCAUCACGGAGGCACCGCCCACAGGACGCUCGAGGAGGAACCGUAGGAGGGGAUUCGGCGAUCCUGAUACGCAUAUCAUCAUGGUAUGACCUCUCCCAGGAGACAGCGUCACACAAGACUACAGUCAGCUCUCCCACGUGUCAUGACUAAGUCAUAUAUGUAGACCUCUGAGGUGGCCAUCGGUAUGGGCUCACCGCAGCUGCACGACCACGUGACCUCCAAGCGGACUCUUGUUUCUGUUCCCCCUGCUUUCCGAAAAACUUUGUGACGUGAGCUGCAUUGUCAUUUUUCUGUCCUGUUUUCAACGUAUGCGCCUUGGCCUCGUUUGGAAGGUGCGUCUGAAGACUGAGUGCUGACUAGAUACCACAUAACGUCGAGUGAGUCGUGCGUUGCUUAGCACUGGAGCGAAAUAGUGUAUUUCUAGCCAGCGACGCCGUGUGUGUAAAGCAACAGCCACUGCCAUGGGUGUAAUGACCCUGACCAAGGCUUUGCUCGGUCUUGAUUUCGUAGUCCCUCACAUUCCAGCUGACAGGCGGUAUACUGUAAAGUGUUCGGUCGACGACGUCCCCAGAUCUUGAGCAAUGUUCUCGAGGCAGCCGUACUCAAGACACUCGUUUAGCGAGUGUGCUUGAACGCCCACCUUUCUUUUUAUACGUGUCUCAGUCCUACAAAUCAGGAUGGAAGAACCCUGUGGCAUGCGCACAUGCUGUAGCCACGUGAAUGAGUUUGAACUGCGCGCCAUAUUUGAAUGUGUGCAGCUUCUACCGAAGUUCAGCAGGCGGCGCUGCCAGUCAACGAAGAGAAUGCGGUCGGAUGCAUCUGCCUCUUGUGGGCAUGGGGUUAGGCAUGGUUGAAAGGGUAGCUGGGGAUUGGGUUCCCCUCCCCCAUCUAUUAUAAAUAAACAUGUAAGUUCAAGUGGUCUGACAAGACACUCUAGUGCCCCACUCCCUUUGGUAAACAAUAGCAACUUGUUAGAUGCAGAAAACGGACAGCUACAGGCCGUUAGCUAUCUGUCCAGUUCAACUGGCCGCUUAAUCUUACCGGAGCGUCUUUUUUCUUUUCGAGAAUCGUCGAUCCAAUUGGCCUACUCGAAAUUUCAUGCGCUGAACCCGAUUUAGCUAGUUUUUAUUAGUUUUUCUUUUCCUUUUUUUGCUUUUCUGUCGUUGAACAAACUGUUUGGUUCUGUAGUUUUGAUUUGUGUUCUUUGUCCGUCGUGUGGGCAUAGCGUAUCACUGCCGACGUCACGUCUAGAACCUUUUUUUCUCGAGAGCUGCACUAUCAUGAUGCUUUUGUUUUUUCUUACGCUUCCCAGACCAAGCUAUGAAAUUAACUGGUUGUGGUUCGAUGUCUGCUGCAUUCGUCCACAUUAGAUGUGGACCCGGUGUCAUUACCUCUAUUCCUCUAGCGCUUUAGUGAGCUCGUAUAUGUCGCGUGUGAGUUAUCUUCUCUGUGUACAUAGGUGUAAAUUAUGAUUAUAGGAAGUAAUAUAUGCCCGUUUUUUUUUAAAAACUCCUUUUCUUGCUUUUAGGUAUGAAAUUCGUUCACUACCUUUUCUUCCUUUUAUUUCUAUCAGUCUUUUUUAGUGCAUUCCUUCUCCCCAUUAUGCUCCGGAAAGCUGUUUAACCAGAGCCCUUUGUCUGCAAUACAUUUUUCUAGCGCUGUUUAAUAAUUACCCGCUUUUUGAGGCGCCUUCAGCAGAGAUUAAAGGGGCUAACGGAAUGUUGGGUCGUCGGCGCCUUUCAUUACCGGCUCGUUCAAGCGUACAGAGGAGUCUGCUGCGCUGUGCUUGUUGCUCAGAUGAAAGUACGAAGAAUAAAUGCGUUGUUCUAUGUGAGUACCA